GAGCACCUGGCCAGGUCUGUCGAGAGGGAGGACGCCCAUGAGCUCGCGAUGGACGAAUUCUACAAUGGAUAUAGAGCAGCUGUGGCAAGCAACAUGCUCAACUAUAUCGAGAACCCGCCCGCUCGAAAUGGCAGUGUCUUGGAGGACGACGCCCAGGAGCUUCCCGACCUUGACGAGAUGAACGACUUCGAGAGCGAAGUCAGAGAGGCAGUCGCGAGUGACCCCGUCGUCAGUCAGCUAAGCAGGAUGGCCGAAUACGGUAGUGAAGACAGCGGAGAAGGAGAGAGCGAUGAGGAAAUGGAAGGAGCGCAGGAUUAUGUGGAUGUCCAACGUAACUGGAGCAGUGCCUGCCGGUAUCCGAGGGAUCUCCAGCGUCAAGAUCCGUUGCGCGGCUGAAUGUGACCGCGGGGAGAGGAGAGCAUGAAAAUUGAAGGGUGGUGAUGGGACUUCCACGGAGUGAUCAGGGUACAUAUGCUGGAAGGCUAUGAGCGGAGUCAUCAGAUAUUUGGCCAUUCAAGGCCGGCAGCAGGGAUUUUACGGGCGUAUAACAGUCUUGGAGUCGAACGUUUCUCUCCAUAGAGAGGGAGCCAACGCCGCCAAAGAUGGCAUCA
Molecule: messenger RNA, 611 nt
Organism: Trematosphaeria pertusa
Lineage: Eukaryota; Fungi; Ascomycota; Dothideomycetes; Pleosporales; Trematosphaeriaceae
Exons: 1
Coding region: 49-396 (115 amino acids)
Source: RefSeq, a predicted model, not a curated record